AUGUUCUUUUCUUUGGCUAAUCGGCACAGCCUGAAUGGCCAGCCUGCAGUUGCCAAGGUGUACAGUGCCUUUGGACACACCAAUGGACUGGAGAAUGGGUUGCCAGACCAGUUCAUAGCCUCCCAAGUGGUGAACGAUGCCUUCUUCAUGCUCAAGGGAGUGGAUGGGGGCGUCAUACAAUUCGUUGACGAUGGGUCCCUGGACAUUGAGCUCCUCAAGACCAUCAUCAUGGACAAUGGCCUCACAUCUGCCCAAGUGUACUCCCAAUUCGGAAGUGGAGUGAGGAUCCGGGUGUCGGAUUUCCUAGGAUACCUCCAAUCCCUAGGAAUCACUAUUGGAGUGAAGCCACCCAGGCCUCAGGGAGCCAUUGCUGGAAAUGCCGCACCGUUGAAGAUUACCGAGAUUACCUCAUCCAAUAUUUCACCUGCCAGGCCUGCACCCAGGCCUGCUGCUGACUUGCCAGCUGAGCCACCAGGAAUCAGUGCAGACCCUGGCUUUCAAAUCGUCACCUUCCAAGUGCGUGGAGGCACUAUCCGAGUGGUAGUGGAUGACGAUACCCUCGACCUGGCCUUGGUCCAAAGAGUCCUCAUUGAGUCUGGAUUGAGCAUUCAACAAAUCCGAAGGCAACUGGGGCGUGACGAAAUCAGUCUGAGCAGCCUGGUGGCUUACAUGAAGUCCCAGGGCUUUUCCCUGGUGAAGGUCAACUCUGAAAGCAGCAUUCGGCCUCAGGGCAAGCGAGUGAGGCUGCAACUCGUGGACGGCUACUACCUGGUCAUCAUUGACGACGGCUACAUCGACCUGGAGUACCUCCAAAGAGUCAUUGUUGAAAACAGGUUGACCAGGAACAAAUUGAGAGCCAUCCUGGAGUCCGAGGACAUCAAAUCACAAGAUCUUGUCAGGUACUUCACGAACCAGCUGGGAAUAAUCAUUGACCAGCAAUACAUCCUGGUGAAACUGCCCAUCCCAGUUCGGACGUGGACCCUCACACUCGUAGAUGGCGCCACACUCUCCGUGGCCGACGAUUCCUCCAUCGACUAUCAAAAGAUGCAAGUCUUGAUCGCUCAGAAAAACGUUGGAUUGGCGGAAGUGCGCCAAUAUUUCAGCAUCUCCGGACCCAUCGUUGCUGCGGAGUUCUUGUCCUUCCUGGAAGCACUGGAAGACAAGGAAGCCAGGGUCACGGACAUCGUUGGUUCUGGGGAUUCCGGGGUUUUCAUUGCGAAAAUACCCACUGGCACGAGGACGCAGCAAAUCAACUUGCCGGUGCAAAGUUUCACUGUCACUCGGCAGGAUUUAUCUGGAGAAAUUCAGCCGGUGACCUACAAGCCUGUGGUAGAAACAGAAAUCCAAUCCAUCCAAGGCCCUACUCAAAUCCAGAGAUUCACUGUGAAGAAGCCAGUGCAAAGGAUCCGGGUGAUCCCAGUCAACUCUCAAUCAGUGGUUGAAGAAGUCGUGCAGCAGAUCCCUCAUCAGGGACAAAUCAGGAUCACCCAGCCCCAGGUGUUCGUGUCCAGGUUCGAGUCCGGGUCCCGGACCCAAGGCAGUGCUGGUGAGUCUGUGCAGCAUCAAGGAGCUGUGACCCAAGGGUCGUCGUCCCAACAAGGCAAGUACCGAUUCGGGUUCAUUUAUGCAUGGGAAUGUUUGUUUGGGCAGCAGGUGAUCGGAGUGCACCCUGCACGCUUAAACCUGGGUGAUGGUUUCCGCAGCCAGGUGCAACUGUCACCUGGGUACAACAGAGGCGAAGUGAGGAUCACGCAAUUGUCUCAGGGAUCCAGCGGAGACUUGCAGGAGAUCGGAGGCCAAAGCCUGGUGUCAACCCAAAGGUUCGUGGUG
Molecule: messenger RNA, 1830 nt
Organism: Notodromas monacha
Lineage: Eukaryota; Metazoa; Arthropoda; Ostracoda; Podocopida; Cyprididae
Source: the annotation of a GenBank genome assembly